UUUCUAAUGAACAACUUCGAUGGUUCGCAACAAAAUUACCAUCAAGUGUUCGACAUCUUGAAAUAAGAUAUUGGUCUAUUUGCGCUCAAGAUUUAGAAGACAUGCUUUCAAUAUGUGGUCGAAAUCUACAUUAUAUAGCAUGGGGGUUUACUGAUGUUAAAGUUGUAGGUGAUCAAAAAUAUUUUAGUCACGUUAUUUCUGAGUUUUGUAAGAAGGAAUCAAGAAAGAUUAAGAGAAUAGGUUCUCCGCAAUUUUCUUGUUUUAGUGAAGAUAAUCAUCAAAAUAAUGGAACUGUGCAAAAAGAUUUAUGUCAUUGGGAACAAAAAAAAAUGACCAUAACGAUUGCACAUUUUAUUUCCGAUAGUUUACCAGUUGCUAUAGAGAAGAAUUCGACGAUUCUCGUAAAUUUAUAUGGGACAACGUAUGGAAGACAUGGAUACGGUUUUAAAGAUCUUAUAAAACAAAGACUUAUUUAG
Molecule: messenger RNA, 476 nt
Organism: Dentiscutata erythropus
Lineage: Eukaryota; Fungi; Glomeromycota; Glomeromycetes; Diversisporales; Gigasporaceae
Source: the annotation of a GenBank genome assembly